Molecule: messenger RNA, 6393 nt
Organism: Cataglyphis hispanica
Lineage: Eukaryota; Metazoa; Arthropoda; Insecta; Hymenoptera; Formicidae
Gene: Nedd4
Product: E3 ubiquitin-protein ligase Nedd-4
Exons: 16
Coding region: 278-2914 (878 amino acids)
Biological process (GO): regulation of dendrite morphogenesis; ubiquitin-dependent protein catabolic process
Molecular function (GO): sodium channel inhibitor activity; protein binding; ubiquitin protein ligase activity
Source: RefSeq, a predicted model, not a curated record
CGUGGUAUGCGUGGUGGCCGUGUUAUCUCGACGAUAAUUUAUGAUACUGCUUAUCUAAAACUUUAACAUUUUCUUCGCGUUUAGUGAAUCAAGUGAGUCUGGUUACAAACGGUCGUCAUAUUGCAUAUGCAUGUCCGUUUUUUUUUCUGCGAAGAUCGUGGCAUUAUUAAGUGCAAAGAUCGGUGCUGCAAUAUGUGACUUAUUAUAAAAAAUCGAUAAAUUUGAGAACAGUGUGUAACAUUGAAAAUAUAAAGGAUAUAAAGGAAGAAUAUAAAAGAUGCCAGGUACUUUGACAUAUCCAAUCUAUGCUGGCGUUGAUUCACUCCCUCCUAGAAGACGCGCUUAUACCUGGAAUGCACAGCAUCGUUCUGCAUCACGUGUAGCAGAAGUUAAUGCGCAGCUUGGUCGAGUAUCGUUAUCAGAGUCUUCGGGAGACGAUACAACAAGCAAGUUGAGAUUAAAAGUAAUCGCUGGGCAUCACUUAGCUAAGAAAGAUAUUUUUGGUGCAAGUGAUCCCUAUGUUCGCGUUGAUUUGAAUACAAUAAAUGGUGAUCAGACCAUAGAUUCUGCACUUACAAGAACUAAAAAAAAGACAUUGAAUCCUGUCUGGGAAGAAGAAUUUAUAUUUAGAGUUAAACCAGUAGAACACAAAUUGGUCUUACAAGUUUUCGAUGAAAAUAGAUUGACAAGAGAUGAUUUUCUUGGUAUGGUAGAAUUAACAUUGAUUAAUUUACCAAAGGAACAAGAAGGACGCGCUAUUCCUGCUAGGAAUUAUGUACUUCGUCCACGUAGUAAUCAUUCCAGUCAGCGAUCGCGAGUUAAGGGAACAUUGGAACUGUAUCAUGCAUACAUUUCCGACUCAUCUAGUAUUGAAAAUGACAAUGGAGAUGUAUCAGAUUCGGGUGGAUGGGAACUAGUACAGCCAGAAAAUAACACACCAGUAGAACAAGCUGCAGAUAUUACAAUGGUUAAUAGGCCAUUACCACCAGGAUGGGAAGAAAGGCAGGAUGCAAAUGGUCGUACAUACUAUGUUAAUCAUAUAGCGCGUUUUACACAAUGGGAACGGCCAGAACCGGAUACAACAGCGAUGAGUGGAAUUGUUGAACAACGUAAUUUGGAUACAGCGGCUACUGAAUUUCAACGACGAUUUCACAUUAGUGCUGAUGAUGAAGGGAGACAUAGAAAUUCGGUAGUAAAUCAGGAUGGUGAAGUUCUACGCGAGGAUGACAAUGAAGAUUCGGAAGCAAGAGAUUGUGAGGGUGGGGAUCAUAGGGGAGGGGGUAUUGGGGAUACUUCUUCAGACUCUGGACGUUCUGUCGAUCAACAUUACUACAGAUUUGUCUACCUUAACGAAUCUGAAGAGCAGACUGAUGAUAAUGUUGAUAGUCCAGCUGGUUCAAGACGUUCAUCAGAACAGAGCGAAAAUCCCAAACCUAUUCUUCCCAUGUCCAAUGAUGAAGGAUUGCCACCUGGAUGGGGCAUGCAAGUAGCACCUAAUGGUAGAAUAUUUUUUAUUGAUCACAAUGAGAGGACAACAACUUGGAUUGAUCCUAGAACAGGGAGACCAAGUUCUAUACCUAAUCAUAUUGCACCAUCGACGACACCAAGAAGUGAUAUAGAUCAAUUAGGACCACUUCCAGAAGGUUGGGAGGAAAGAGUCCAUACUGAUGGACGAAUUUUCUUCAUAGAUCAUAAUACAAGGACAACACAAUGGGAAGACCCACGUAUGUCUAAUCCUCAAAUUGCUGGCCCAGCUGUACCGUAUUCUAGGGAUUACAAGCGUAAAUAUGAAUAUCUAAAAUCACAAUUAAGAAAGCCUAAUAAUGUUCCUAAUAAGUUUGAGAUAAAAGUCGGACGGAACAAUAUUUUGGAAGAUUCAUAUCGUAUUAUAAGUUCUGUUAAUAGAGUCGAUAUUCUAAAGACAAAAUUGUGGGUAGAAUUUGAAGGUGAAAUAGGUUUAGAUUAUGGUGGCCUUGCAAGAGAAUGGUUCUUUUUAUUGUCUAAGGAAAUGUUUAAUCCAUAUUAUGGACUUUUUGAAUACUCUGCAACAGAUAAUUAUACACUCCAAAUUAAUCCCUGUUCUGGUGUAUGUAAUGAAGAGCAUUUGAAUUACUUUAAAUUUAUUGGCCGUAUAGCAGGGAUGGCUGUUUAUCAUGGCAAGCUUUUGGAUGCUUUCUUUAUUCGACCAUUUUACAAAAUGAUGUUGGGUAAACCAAUUGAUUUGAAAGACAUGGAGAGUGUUGAUUCAGAAUAUUAUAAUUCUCUUCUAUGGAUUAAAGAGAAUGAUCCCAGUGAGUUAGAACUCACUUUCUGUUUGGACGAAGAAAGCUUUGGCCAUACUUCUCAAAGAGAAUUAAAGCCAGAUGGUGCUAAUAUUCCUUUGACAGAUGAAAAUAAGGAUGAAUAUAUAAGUUUAGUCAUACAAUGGCGAUUUGUAUCUCGUGUGCAAGAACAAAUGAAUGCCUUUUUAGAAGGUUUUAAUGCUCUUAUACCAUCAACAUUGGUGAAAAUAUUUGAUGAACAUGAACUAGAGCUGUUGAUGUGUGGUAUACAGCAUAUUGAUGUGAAAGACUGGAAACAAAAUACUUUAUAUAAAGGAGACUAUCAUGCAAAUCAUAUUGUUGUGCAAUGGUUUUGGAGAGUUGUUCUGUCAUUUAGUAAUGAAAUGCGUUCUAGAUUAUUACAAUUUGUGACUGGCACAUCUCGUGUGCCGAUGAAUGGAUUCAAAGAACUUUAUGGUAGUAAUGGACCGCAAUUAUUCACAAUUGAGAGAUGGGGUACCCCAGAAAAUUAUCCAAGAGCUCAUACUUGUUUUAAUCGAAUUGACCUUCCUCCAUAUAAAAGUUAUCAACAACUCAGGGAUAAAUUAGUUAAAGCCAUUGAAGGUUCUCAAGGUUUUGCUGGAGUCGACUAGCACGAAAUACCUUUAUUCAUGAUGAUAUCUGUAAUAUAAUGUAUAUAUUACAUAUAUAUCUAUAUAGGUACACAGAGAAGUAUAUCUGUCCUAUAACUUGAUUAUCUCUAUUUAAAAGUUCUUGCACUUUAAGAAUUUAGUUGUCCUGUAAUUAUGAGCGACAACAUUAAAACAUUGAGAAUAAUAUUGAUAAAAAAUUUAAAUUGUUUAAUUAUUCUAAAUAACUUUAAUUAUCUUUAUAUAAUAACUUCAAGUCUUUCAGUAUAUUGAACUUUAAACAAAAGAGAGAUAUCCAUUAUAUUUAAUAAAAAAUAUUUCCUUAAUCUCUGAAAUGCAAUUGUAUAAUUAAUCUACUUUUACAGAUAUGCCAUAUUUUUACUAUUUCAACUUUAGAAUUUAUUAAAAGAAGUGAUUUGGCUGCUAUAACAAUGUGAUAUUGUGAUAUUGAUUUAUUAAUUGAUUGUUCUCAUUUGUUAAUAAUACUAAAACCUUGUGUUAUACGAAGUAUGAUCUAUAGAAAAGAUUAUGUAACACCAAACUAUGACAAACUAUUUCAAAAUGUCAUACUAAUUAUAUGAGAACAAAGAACAAUCAAUAUUAGUCUGUGACUUGAAGAUGAAAGAACAAAUGCACUAUAUAUAUCUGUGCUCAUAUGCAUUCUUUUUUUUUACUUUUACAUGAUAUUAAUAUGAUAUAAUGUUGUCGUGCUCAAUAUAAAUUAAAUUCUUAAAACAAAAAAUUGCACUUAAGAUUUUGCACUUGAGAAAUUUUGGUAAAAAAAAUUGCUUAAUUUUCGCUUAACUUUUAAAGAAUUUAAUCUAUAGUUUUAUAUCACAUCAAAAAUAUUUAAAAUUAUAAUUAGUUUAAACAGUAUAUAACUAUUAAACAUAUAUAUAUUGUGGAUAUUGAGAUAUUACUCUUCAUAACUUUAAUUUUUAUGCUACAUCAAAUUCUACUUUUCUUUUUUUCAAUUUUAAUAGUAUGCAAAGAUUUAAUAUUUAUCUAAAUUGUUUGCCUUUGUGAAAAUAUAAGUAAAAACACACACACACACACACACACACACACAUAUAUAUAUAUAUAUAUAAACUGACCUAUCUUUUUUUGUUUAUAUAUGUUGUUUUUUUUUAUGAUCACUUAAUAGUAAGAAAUAACAUUGCAUAAAAAUCCUGUUAUAAAAAAAUAUAUACUUCUAUCGUGUAUAGAAGUAUAUAAAUAUAAAAAAAUGGUUUUUUGUUUUAAUUAUGUUAUAGAGAAAAAUCAAGUUCAGUUUGAAAUUUAAAAUUAAUAAAGCAAAAAUUUGAUUUUUUUUAUAUUAAGAUAUAUAAUUUUUAGAAUAAAUUAUAAUAUAUAUAAGAAGAUAAAUUUAUAUAGAUUCUUCAUAUUAACAUAUAAAACAUGCAGGACAUUAAAGCAUACUAAACUUAUUUGUAAAAUAAAUAUUUUGAUAAUUAUUAGGAAAUUAAAUGGUUAAAAUUUAAUUUAAGGAUUAAUUGAAUUGAUUACAAAUUAUAUCGUUAAUCUUUUUCUUCUUGCUUGUUUUUCUAAAUUCAAUAAUGAUUUAAAAAUAUAUAUUGUAUGUGCUUAGAUAGCAUAAUUGUAUAGUUUAUUAAAUGAAGGAACACAAAUUAAUUAUGAAAUUGUUUCUUGAAAAUCUAAUCAUCCGUAUAUUUUGUCAAUAUUCUGGUAUAAUAACAUUCAAAAUAAUUUCGAAAAUAAUUAAAUUUGCUCCUUUUUAAUCGAAAAUGACAAAAUUGAUGUCAAAUACGAAUGUUUAUCUUGUAUAACAUUUAUUCAUAAAACUAUAUACAUUCUGAAGGACACAGAGUUGAUAUAACAUUCCAUCCUAUUUGUACAGUUUAUUUUAUUGUAGACACACAUUCAUACGUCCCAUUAGAUAAUAAAUAACAUUAUCAUGGCAGAAAUUUUGUGGCCUUAAAUUCUGGUUAUGAAAUUUCUUAUUUGAAUAAGUCUCUCGUUCGUAUAAUCUUAGAUUUUUAUGAUAAUUAAAUGCGCUAAUUAUUCGCUGAUAAAUGAAUAUUUUUUUAAACUCUUUCAUCUUCAUAUUAGAUUCACAGAAAGAUAUGUAUAUUAGCUUACAUUUUUAAUUUGUUAGCAUUUUUCAUAGCGGGAAAAUUACAAGUUUAAUUCAGUGUAAUCUAAUAUGUUAUGAAGUGUGAGUAAAACUUCAAGCUCAUUAUUGAAGCAAACAGCUAACGUGCAAUCCAAUCUUUAUAAACUAAAAUGAAAAUUAGAUAAAAUUGUCAUUAUGUGCGCGUACAGUACAAUGUUCUUUAAGUCUGCCUUUCAAAGCUGUUUUCUGUUUCUUUAUAUUAAUUUUCAAUCUAUUUUUUUAAAUAUAGAAUCUCUUUCGGAAUCUUUAUUCCGGUAGCGAGAGAGAUUAAUUUUAUUUGUUUAAAAAUUAUUUAACAUAUAUCACAUGAAAUUUUCUUUGCAGACAGUGUAGCCAUGCAAUACAUGACAUAUAUAAUUAAUGGACUUAUAGAACAUUGUCACGGUAUAAUGUAAACGAUGCGAGAGACUCAUAAAUUUUUGUAAUUACAUAUAAGUAUAUGCUCUACAUAAAUUGUAGUUUCUUGUAUUAUAUUCUCCUUAUAUAAAAAAAGUUAUAAAUACAAAAACGCAUUAAUAGUAAGAUAUCUAAUGAAUUUAAUAGUCGCGUUUAGUAUUCUAUGUACUGCAUAAACCUUUUUACAGAAACCAGCGAGUUAAAGUUGUAUUUAUCUGUAAAAAUUGUGACGAUAUCAAAAAAGAAGAUUUAAAAAUAUAGGUAUUAUCAUAGAUAGAUAUUUUGUUUGAAAAUGACGGCAUUUAUGCUUCAUCUAUAUAAAUAUUUUUAAUUCGUAAAACUUAAUGCCUUAUAAUAAUUAUAUCACGCAUUACAACAUAUCUACUUAAUGUUUGCAUUAUUUACCGAUGUAUUGAGCUUACUGCUGCGUCAGAUAGCUAUUAUUUUUUUAUAAACACUUAAAGAGCGUGUCUUUAUCUAUAUGUCAAUUAUCUAGACAUUUACCAACGCCUUAUUUAAUUUAUGAAAACAGAAAGAGACUUAAUUGUUUUUAAGCUAGUUCAAUGUGGUACACAUACGUUUUAUUUACUUACGUCUGCAUGAACUGAAAGAAAUGCGUGACUUAAUUAUGUUAUAUCCUAUUAAUCCGUAUGUAAAUAUAACAAAAAAUAUAUACAAAUACGUUGUAAUAUAUAUAUAUGUAUAAAAAAACGAGCGCUUCUAUAUCGCAGUUGCAACGAGGAAUACGUAAAAAAAUAUGCUUACUGUGUUAUAUCCUUGCGUUACGAUUAUUAAUUAUACUAACGAAAUGGUGGAGUUUUCAAUCAUAAAUUUUAAACAUUAAUAAUAUUAUAUUUAAUGAAAUUAAUAUUACGAAACAAAUUAUGUUCUUAUAUAAUAUUGUGGAAAACCAGACACUAUAUAUGCAAAUAAAUUAUAUUAAAAAGUUGCA